AUGGCCUGCAACCGUGCUGGUAGCUGGCAUCAUGGCCUUGCCUGUCUGGGGCAACUUUCAGGCUCCGGGCUCGAGGCCAACGUGGUGACCUUCAGUGCCGGGGUUGCCGCAUGCGAGGCAGGAGGCAUUUGGGAGACGACCUUGCGCCUCCUGGCCAACAUGCAGACGCAGACCUCAGCAGCACUUUGUGAUGGAGUUUACAAGAUCGCGGCAAGUGGCGACAGCAUGGGCUGGCGGCGCGCCCUACGCCUAGCCCUGCUGGCCACGAGUUUCGACGCGAGAGGGCCAAUUAUUUUCAGCAGCCUCACGAAGAUGCGUGAAUCCUGGAUCCGAGCCAUGGAGAUGCUCGCUUCGGCGCAGAGGCUUGGCACCCGGCCGACGGUAGUGGCUUACACGGCAGUCAUCGCCGCUUGCAAGGAAGCCUUGUACCAGGUGCCACCGAAGCUCUCCGAUGCGACGCAGCAUCGAAUGAGGCAAUGGCCCCGGUCCCUGGGCCUCUUUGCGGAGCUGCAGAAGCGUGCGCUGCAGCCCGACAGCGUGGCGACCGGGUCUGUGAUCGCCGUCUGCGGGGCAGAGCGCCAGUCAGAGCUGUCCCUCGAAAUCUUCCGGCAGAUGAUGGCAGAGACGGUGGAGACGGACCUCACCAUGUACAACAUCCUAAUCGAUGCCUGUAAGCUCAGCAACGAUGCGGAUCAGGCUUUCGAGCUACUAGAGGAGCUUCUUUGCAGGCGCCUCCAGCCGAGUGACCUCACCUACAACCACCUCAUUGCCUGCUCGGCCACCUCAGCAAGGUCACCACCUGCCUCCGAGCUGCUGUCGGCGAUGCAUCACAGGGCCUUGGAAGCGAGCGUUGUGACGUACAACAACCUGCUUGCCUGCUGCAAGAGCGGCCGGCAGGAGGAGCAGGCUUGGCAGAUUUUCGUGCAGAUGCGCGCUGAGAGCGUGGAACCGAAUGCCCUGACGUGGGCGGCGCUCCUCGGCCGUGCCGGCCAAGUGCACGGAGAGGCGCUGCUCUCCGCUUUGGAGGAGGAGAGCAACGUCGUGGUCUGCAGUGCCGCGCUGGAGCUCUGCCAGCGGCUGGGCGACUCCGAGAGGGCUUUGGAGAUCUUUUCUCAGAUGCAGGAGGAGCGCGUGCGGCCAGACGCCGUGACAUAUGCCGCCGUGAUUGACUGCUGCCUGGAGCAGGAUCAAUUUCUGGAGGUGCAGGAACUGCUCUCCGAGCUGCAGAGCUGUGUCCUCUGA
Molecule: messenger RNA, 1242 nt
Organism: Symbiodinium sp. CCMP2456
Lineage: Eukaryota; Dinophyceae; Suessiales; Symbiodiniaceae
Source: the annotation of a GenBank genome assembly